Messenger RNA from Astyanax mexicanus (Mexican tetra), 1216 nucleotides. RefSeq names its product zinc finger, CCHC domain containing 17 (gene zcchc17). The transcript has 9 exons. Lineage: Eukaryota; Metazoa; Chordata; Actinopteri; Characiformes; Acestrorhamphidae. Gene Ontology annotation, molecular function: zinc ion binding; RNA binding. The coding region runs from base 335 to 1105 and encodes 256 amino acids. Gene Ontology annotation, biological process: RNA stabilization. The record is from RefSeq and is a predicted model, not a curated record.
GAACAGGAAGUUGUAAGCGGAGCAGAACAACAACACGAGCCCUGCACGAGUUUAUUCAGUGUGUGUUACUGAAAGUAUAGGCUGAUUAUUUGCUGACCUAUUGGUUUAUUUAAGUAUUUUAACUGCAUGAAAUGCUUAAUUUAUCCUAAACUAAGAUCUACCGACUUCAUAAAAGCUCCUCCAGCCUUAUUCUUCAUCCACAAACCGGUUCCGUUCUCUCCCAUCUGACCUGGAUUCACCUGAAGAAAGCAAAGGACCUGUACAGCUCUGGGUUAAAAGACAACUUGAUUUAACCAAAGUGAAAACCUCUGGAACAUCAUAAAGAGGAAGAUGGAUGAUCACAAGCCAUCAAACCAAGCUGAACUGCUUGAAUUUUGCACCAGGAGUAUCCAAAAGCAGUGUAGCAUCGAUGGCUGGUGAGCAUAGAGAGCCAGCUGGGCUGGAUGGACUGCCAGAGCUGUACAGUAUCCUGCGAGGAGAGGUGGCUUCUGUAACAGAUUAUGGAGCUUUUGUAAAGAUUCCAGGAUACAGGAAGCAAGGUUUGGUUCAUAAGAGUGAGAUGUCUGCAACUCGAAUAGAGAAUCCUUCUGAAAUCGUGGACGUUGGUGAGCAAGUUUGGAUUAAAGUCAUUGGCAAAGAGAUUAAUGAUGAAAAGGUCAAACUCUCCUUCUCCAUGAAAGCUGUCAAUCAAGGCUCAGGGCGAGACUUAGACCCCAACAAUGUGAUGGCUGAACAGGAUGCGCGCAGGAGAAAGCGAUUUCUGGAUAAUACAAGCCAGAGAAUAACACUGGAAGCUGUGCUGAACACCACCUGUAAGAAAUGUGGCUGCACAGGUCACUUUGCAAAGGACUGCUUCUCCCAGGCUGGGCUACAGUACAGUUUGGUUCCAGAAGAGGAGGAGGAACCCGCCAGCCAGAGCGUCCAAUCGGCACCUCAGAAACGAAAGAAGGAAAAGAAAGCAAAGAAAGAGAAAAAGAAGAAAGAAAGAAAACGACACAGUUCUUCAUCUUCUGACAGCAGUGAUGACACCAAGAGAGCAAAACACUCCCAUAAGCACUCAGAGAAGAAGAAAAAGCACAAGAAGCAUAAACAUAAGUCUCACUAAUGAAUUUAUAUAAGUAAGUAAAGUUAGUAAAAUUAAUGUAUGCAUGAUAGGCUAAUUUUGUAUGUAUUUUGUCCUUAAUGCAAAUGUAUUAAACCUAAACCUAAAAAAACC